UCUACCAUUCGUCGCCCAGAUGAACUGCAUUCGCGUCACCAAACUCCCUGUGGUGGCCCAUCACGGAUCCCAGGAAAGACAAACUCUCGUCCCUCGAGCUUCAUUGGGCAACAUCGUCGACAUGCUGAUCGAUCAAGUGGAUCGACAGAGUCAACGAUUACAUAUAAGUCUUGCGAUAGACGAACUAGGUCUCCUGACGUCAUUUCUUUCAAAACCACUUCCCCUUCACCCCUGCGCCGAAAAUCUCGUGAGCCAUCAUCAGCCCCCCGGAACCGUCACAACCGCCCUCUCUCUGACUACGAGUUCCGUGAACGGGCGCGUAUGCGGGUCCGCAGAGCAUCGAAUUUUUCAAGCAGACGCAUAUAUCGGUGUUCAAUGCGACUUGGAGACCGCGACCGUGCUUCACCUACUCUUCAACCUCAUUCUCUCCAUUCUGUAAGACCGGUUGGGACGCGGGAAUGUCUUUCACCGGACGACCGGUUCGAUCGGUCCGGCUACUUAAGAGAGCGGGACGCAAGGUCAUCCUCACGAACGCAUACACAUUCUAGCGGGAGACCUGAAGCGUACAGUGGUUCUAGUAAACGGCGCUAG
Protopolystoma xenopodis is the source of this 591-nucleotide messenger RNA. NCBI's taxonomy places the organism in Eukaryota, Metazoa, Platyhelminthes, Monogenea, Polystomatidea, Polystomatidae. The record is from the annotation of a GenBank genome assembly.